ACUGCAGAGCUGAGCUUUUGGAACCGUCGCUGCUGCUGCUGCUGUUGCUGUGUGACCAGUCCCGGCGGGAAUGGAAACAUCUUCUGCUGCAACAUCCUAAAUCUAUAUUUACAUUUUUUUAAAAAAAAGAAAGAAAAAGAAAUGCCAUGCAGCACGAAUGCAGAGGACGGUUUGAUCAGGCUGGUGGCAGACAAGACUGAGGAUCAGGGGAUGAGGUUAUAGAAACGACAGCAGAGACAGGAGGAAUAAAGGACGGGGGAAGCCAGUCGCUCGGAAACUCCUCUUUUGCAUCUUUUGCGCCCCGCGCUCCUCUAAGGCGUUGACUGACCCUGUAAAGGAUUACACAUUCACACCCCCCUCCCCUCUUCACCACCAUGUCUUCCCACCUUAACCCUCCCCUUCUCAUCCUCCCCAUCCUCUUCCUUGUACUUCCUCUCUCCAUGGCUUCUACCUCUACUACUCCUUCCACGUCCCCCUUUCUCUCCUUCUCCCCUCCUGAAGGAGGCCUCACACAUUUGGUGGUCAACAACAAAACCGGCGAGGUCUAUCUGGGUGCCGUCAACUGGAUCUAUAAGCUCUCCAGCAACCUCACCAAGCUACGAAGCCACGUCACUGGCCCUGUCACAGACAACCCUCGCUGUUACCCUCCACCUGGUGUACAGUCCUGCCCCCACGAGCUGGUGCAGACGUCUAAUGUCAAUAAGCUCCUUCUGCUCGAUGCUGCCCACAACCGCUUGAUUGCAUGUGGAAGUACUUCCCAGGGAAUAUGCCAGUUCCUGCGUCUGGAUGAUUUGUUCAAGCUGGGCGAACCCCACCAUCGCAAAGAGCAUUAUCUAUCCAGCGUGGCCGAGGCGGGCACCAUGUCGGGCGUCGUGAUUUCCCCGGAUAUUUUUGGAGGCGGAGGGAAGCUCUUUGUUGGCACUCCUAUCGAUGGCAAGUCCGAGUACUUCCCCACGCUGUCUAGCCGCAAACUAAUGUCCAACGAGGAAAACGCUGACAUGUUCAGCUUCGUGUACCAGGAUGAGUUUGUCUCUUCCCAGCUCAAGAUUCCCUCAGACACGCUCUCAAAGUUCCCCGCGUUCGACAUUUACUACAUCUAUGGCUUCAACAGCGAGCAGUUUGUGUACUACCUCACCUUACAGCUCGACACCCAGCUCACUUCCCCAGAUGCGGCCAGCGAGCAGUUCUUCACCUCUAAGAUCGUCCGCCUGUGUGUUGACGAUCCCAAGUUCUACUCCUACGUUGAGUUCCCCAUCGGCUGCACCAAGGACGGAGUGGAGUACCGCCUGGUUCAGGAUGCUUAUUUAGCCCGGCCGGGGAGCCGGUUGGCACGUUCGCUUGGUAUUCAGGAGCACGAGGAGGUUCUAUUUACUGUGUUUGCGCAGGGUCAGAAGAACAGAGCCAAGCCGCCGAAGGAGUCAGCUUUGUGCCUGUUCACAAUGAGGCAGAUAAAGGAGAAGAUUAAAGAGAGGAUUCAGUCGUGCUACAGAGGAGAGGGGAAACUCUCCCUGCCCUGGCUGCUCAACAAGGAGCUGGCCUGCAUCAACUCGCCGUUACAGAUAGACGACAACUUCUGCGGCCAGGACUUCAACCAGCCUCUAGGGGGCACCACCGCCAUCGAGGGCAUCCCGCUUUAUGUGGACAAGGACGACGGCAUGACCUCCGUGGCUGCUUAUGAUUACCGCGGCAACACAGUGGCGUUCACGGGCACUCGUAGCGGACGCAUAAAGAAGAUACUGGUGAACUCCAUUUCCCAGACUGCCGUGUUGUAUGAAAAUGUUGUGGUGAGCAACGGGAGCCCGAUCCUGCGAGAUUUGCUCUUCAGCCCAGAUCAUCAGUACUUAUAUGCCCUCACUGAUAAACAGGUCACCCGUGUACCAGUGGAGAGCUGUGAGCAGUACACUUCCUGUGGAGCCUGUCUGGGAUCAGGAGACCCUCACUGUGGCUGGUGUGUGCUGCAUAAUGUAUGUUCGAGGAAGGAUCGCUGCAAACGAGCAGAAGAGCCUCAGCGUUUCACCACCAGAGUCGAACAGUGUGUCCGACUUUCCGUCCAGCCAGACACCGUCUCCGUCACCAUGUCAGAAGUGCAGCUUGUGCUUCAGACACAGAAUGUGCCGAGUCUUUCUGCUGGAGUGAACUGCUCCUUUGAGGACUACGUAGAAACGGAAGGGCGCAUCUACAGUGGACGCAUCUAUUGCCUGUCUCCUUCGACGAAAGAAAUCGCCCCCAUCACGCGAGACCAAGGUGACCGACGCAUAAUAAAGUUGUAUCUAAAGUCGAAGGAAACUGGGAAGAAGUUUGCCAGUGUGGAUUUUGUCUUCUACAACUGCAGCGUCCACCAAUCGUGCCUGUCCUGUGUCAAUGGAAACUUCCCCUGCCACUGGUGCAAAUAUCGCCACAUGUGCACACAGGAUGCCAGCGACUGCUCCUUCCAGGAGGGACGAGUCAACACUUCAGAGGAGUGCCCUCAGAUCCUGCCCUCCACCCAGAUCUACAUCCCUGCUGGAGUUAUGAGGCCGAUCACCCUGCUGGCCCAGAACCUGCCCCAGCCUCAGUCUGGACAGAGAAAUUACGAGUGCAUCUUUCACAUCCAGGGCAACACGCACAGCGUCCCGGCUCUGAGGUUUAACAGCACGAGCAUACAGUGUCAGAAGACCACGUACGACUACGAGGGCAGUGACCUCAGCGACCUGCCGGUUGACCUGUCUGUGGUGUGGAAUGGAAACUUUGUCAUCGACAACCCGUUCAACAUUCAAGCUCACCUGUACAAGUGCAGGGCAUUGCGGGACAGCUGCGGUAUGUGCCUGAAGGCCAACCCUAGGUUUGAGUGUGGUUGGUGUGUUCAGGACAGGAAGUGUUCCCUCAGGCAGGAGUGCACUGGAGGAGGCAAUUCCCACCUCCCCCUCCAGCUGGCAGAAGGUGGAGGGUGGAUGCACGCCACAUCUGGAAACAGCCGCUGCACCCACCCCAAGAUCACCAAGUUAUUCCCUGAGACGGGGCCUCGACAAGGCGGAACCAGGGUGACCAUCUGGGGGGAAAACCUGGGUCUGCAAUUCAGAGACAUCCAGACGGGCGUCAAAUUGGGGAAGGUGCCCUGUGUUCCCAUUGAAGAUGAGUACGUGAGUGCCGAAAGAAUAGUGUGUCUGCUGAACGACGCAACUGGCUACAGGGUCCAAGAGGCUCAGGUGGAGGUGUGUGUGAGAGACUGCGUCAACGACUACAGAGCCCUGUCGCCGCGGCCGUUCACCUUUGUGACUCCCUUUUUCACACGUAUCCAGCCGUCCCAGGGGCCCAUUUCAGGGGGAACUCGUGUCACCAUCGAGGGGAGCUACCUCAACGCAGGCAGCUACGUGUCUGUCAGCAUAGGACCGCUGCCAUGCCAGUUCAAAAAGAGGAAUGCCCGUGAGAUAGUAUGCGUUACACCAGCUGGACUGGCCUCGGGCAGUGCCCCAGUCUUGGUGGACAUCGAUGACGCAGAGCUCAGAAACCCAGAAGUCAAGUUUAACUACACAGAAGACCCCACUGUUCUGAAGAUUGAACCUGACUGGAGCAUUGCCAGUGGUGGAACUCUGCUGACAGUGAGCGGGACCAACCUCGCAACCAUCCGAGAGCCAAAGAUCAGGGCCAAGUAUGGACAGGCAGAGUCCUUUCAUAACUGCACAGUGUAUAACAAUUCAGUCAUGGUGUGCCUCGCUCCGUCAGUGGCUGACUCGGAGCUUGGUUUUUCCGAGACUGGCACCGGUCCCGAUGAGAUUGGGUUCUACAUGGACAACGUGAAUGCUCUGGUGGUGGUCAACGAGACAUUCAGCUACUACCCCGACCCGGUGUUUGAACCAUUGAGUCCCUCUGGGAUACUGGAGCUCAAACCCACAUCGCCACUUAUUCUCAAGGGCCGUAACCUGAUCCCAGCGGCUCCGGGCAACAGUCGCCUGAACUAUACGGUGCUGAUUGGAGAGACUCCCUGCAUCCUCACCCUGUCUGAGAGCCAGCUGCUCUGCGAAUGGCCCAACCUCACCGGACAGCACAAAGUCACGAUCCGUGCAGGUGGGUUUGAGUACUCUCCCGGGACGCUUCACAUCUACUCUGACAGCCUGCUAACGCUUCCCGCCAUCAUCGGCAUUGGAGGGGGUGGCGGCUUGCUGCUGCUGGUCAUCAUUGCCGUGCUGAUAGCCUAUAAGAGGAAGUCGAGGGACGCUGACCGCACCCUGAAACGUCUACAGCUUCAAAUGGACAACCUGGAGUCCAGAGUGGCCCUGGAGUGUAAAGAAGCUUUCGCUGAGCUACAGACAGACAUCCAUGAACUAACCCAGGAGCUGGAUGGAGCUGGGAUUCCCUUCCUAGACUAUCGGACCUAUGCAAUGAGAGUUCUUUUCCCUGGGAUUGAGGACCAUCCUGUGCUCAAGGAGAUGGAGGUACGGGUCCCUGCCAAUGUUGAGAAGGCGCUCACCCUGUUCGGCCAGCUGCUGACAAAGAAGCACUUCCUGCUGACGUUCAUACGAACCCUGGAGGCCCAGAGGUCAUUUUCAAUGCGGGAUCGAGGCAAUGUGGCGUCUCUGAUCAUGACGGCCCUGCAGGGGGAGAUGGAGUAUGCCACCGGGGUCCUGAAACAGCUGUUAUCCGACCUGAUAGACAGAAACCUGGAGAGCAAAAACCAUCCCAAACUGCUGCUAAGGAGAACCGAGUCUGUCGCUGAGAAGAUGCUGACCAACUGGUUCACAUUCCUCUUGUAUAAGUUCCUAAAGGAGUGUGCCGGGGAGCCUCUUUUCAUGCUUUACUGUGCCAUCAAGCAGCAGAUGGAGAAGGGACCCAUCGACGCCAUCACAGGAGAAGCCCGCUACUCCCUUAGUGAGGACAAGCUCAUCAGACAACAGAUUGACUACAAAACACUGACGCUGCACUGUGUAAAUCCAGAGAAUGAGAAUGCCCCGGAGGUGACAGUCAAGUGUCUCAACUGCGACACUAUCACUCAGGUCAAAGAGAAGCUGCUCGAUGCCGUGUACAAAGGCAGCCCCUAUUCGCAAAGGCCAAAGGCUUCUGAUAUGGACCUGGAAUGGCGUCAAGGUCGGAUAGCCAGAAUCAUCCUGCAGGAUGAAGAUGUCACAACUAAGAUUGACAACGACUGGAAAAGACUCAACACGCUGGCUCACUAUCAGGUAACAGAUGGUUCAGUGAUUGCCCUGGUGCCAAAGCAGAACUCUGCCUACAACAUCUCCAACUCCUCCACCUUCACCAAGAGCCUCAGCAGAUACGAGAGUAUGCUGAGGACGGCCAGUAGUCCAGACAGCCUACGUUCUCGAACGCCCAUGAUCACCCCCGAUCUGGAGAGCGGAACCAAACUGUGGCACCUGGUGAAAAACCACGACCACUCAGACCAGAGGGAGGGCGACCGGGGAAGCAAGAUGGUCUCUGAGAUCUACCUGACCAGGCUGCUGGCUACAAAAGGUACGUUACAGAAGUUUGUGGACGACCUGUUUGAGACCAUCUUCAGCACAGCCCACAGAGGUAGCGCGUUGCCCCUGGCCAUCAAGUAUAUGUUUGACUUUCUGGACGAGCAGGCUGACAAACACUCCAUCACAGACUAUGAUGUACGACAUACCUGGAAGAGCAACUGUCUCCCUCUCCGGUUCUGGGUGAACGUGAUCAAGAACCCACAGUUUGUAUUCGACAUUCAUAAGAACAGCAUCACAGAUGCUUGUCUGUCUGUGGUGGCCCAGACCUUCAUGGACUCCUGUUCAACAUCGGAGCACAAACUAGGCAAAGACUCGCCUUCAAAUAAGCUUCUCUACGCUAAAGACAUCCCCAACUACAAGAACUGGGUCGAGAGGUAUUACUCCGAUAUCUCCCGCAUGCCAGCCAUCAGCGAUCAGGACAUGAGUGCCUACCUAGCGGAGCAGUCCCGGCUGCAUCUCAGCCAGUUCAACAGCAUGUCAGCGCUGCACGAGAUCUACUCCUACAUCGUCAAAUACAAAGAUGAGAUCCUGUCAGCGCUACAGAAGGACGAACAGUCACGCAGACAGCGACUACGCGGCAAGCUGGAACAGGUCAUCGACACCAUGGCUCUAUCUAGCUGAGGAUCGGCCAAUGGCGCGCCUCAGCUGGCAGGAGAACUGGCUAACCAACACGCCUUUCCCCGACAACUUUGACCCCCUCUCCCCCAUUCCUCGGCGUUUUAACCCUCGACGUUUAAAGUCUGUCGCCAUCGCCGUCACAAACAACAAUCUACAGCAGCAGAAAGGACUGCGAGAACACAAGCACCCAGCAAGCAGCAGCACACUCGAGAGAGACAGCAGAGUUUGGAACUAAAGUCCCGGCAGCCGGGUUGACUUUUACCCCCUCCCCCAUUGCCUUUCUUUUUCUUCUUCUUCUUCUCUGAGCCUGCCAUAACAACCAAAUCAAGUGCGUCCCCAACCUCAGCCGAUUUUGGACCUCAGCUCAGGAGAGCGUUUAUUUUCAUCAAGUCCCUCAUCACGUCUACAGUUACACAGGAGCAGCUUUGGCCACAAUCAGGAAUGGUACAUGCACAGUGGUGACCAGAAACUCAUCAAGCUGGACCUGAAACAAGCCCAGAGCUAGUAUCUUUUCACAGCCAGAGCCGCAGUUCUGACUCCGAGCCUAUAAAAAAUAAAAAAAAUCCAGAAUACUUGAUUCCUGUGAGGAAUUUCUCUUUCUUUACUGUUGCUCUCCUCCACAAGGAGGUCAAAGGUCAGGGACAGCUACAGAGCAGCAGCCACAGAGCAGGUAGAGAUUUAGCGUGUUGCUCAAAGACUCUUCGGUAGAGUGGAUUCUCAGCAACACGCCGCUUGCCACUGCAGGGCAACCGGGAGGAAGGACUUUGCAGGGAAACUCUUCCUCCAGUACUGACUUUCCAACACUCCAUCGACAUGAAUUCCACUGUAGUCGAACAAAGGACGCUGUCAGUUUCAUAACUCUGUAUUUGAUUUGUUACUGCAUUUGAUUCUGCCCGUCCAACUGCCUACUCUCCCCAGUGCUGUGCCACUUCUUGUGUUACUGCUGAAUUUGCACAACAAAGCUAAAUCAAAAGAGAGAAGAGGAUAUAUGAAUAUAUAUAUAUAUAUAUAUAGAUAUAAAUACAAACCUUUCGUUUUUAAAACAAAUGAAAAACUGGGAAAAAAACAAACUGUUUUUCAUUUCAAUGUACAAAAGAUCCGUUUGAGACGAAGAUUUGAUAUUUCCAAGAUGAAAAAUUAUGAAAAACACGAGGAAAAAGUCGUCCUGUGCCAUGUUUUACUUUGAAUGUUGUUUAGUGCGAAGAGACUUCUUUUUUUCCCCGUUUAGAUGAAAUGUGCUACGAUGAAAAUGUUGUCAUGCUUAGUGACUGAAAGUUUAAAAAUAGGUAAAUGGCAAAAAUAUAUAUAUAAAUAUAUCAUACGCAGACACUUUCUAUAUUUCGUGAGGUCUCGGGGCCAUUGCGUGCUACAUCGUUGGCUCUGAAGAUAGCAAAAAGGCAAAUGAUGUCUGGAAGCCGCCUACGAGCAAACCGACCUGCAGUGCUUUUGUGUUUGUUUUUUAGAGAAACCAAAUACAACACAAGGCCCGGUCAGCUGAUUUAGAUGAGACAAAAGUCACCUGUGUGGAAGCCAGCCUCGUGCUGCGUUAGCAGACCGCAGAGGCAACCAAGCAGUCCUCUAAGCUGAUCCCUGGCACACUGUGCUUUACAGCUUCCCGAUCUUGUUUUCUAGACUUCCCCGCUUGCCUGAAACACAUUUUUUUCUAUAAGGUGUGCCAUCCAAAAAUGAAGGCUAGUCUUUGCUGUGCAGAAGAUAUUGUCUAAUAUUUCUUGGUUUUAUUAUUUGUUUUUGUUGUUUUCUACUCUGAAGUGACGACGCUAAAGCUAAAGGGUCCGUUUUUUGAAAAUGUGAAUGUGGUUUAUGAAAAAAGAUAAUGAAAUGUAGCUUGAUUUAUGUGAGUGGGGUUCUUUGUACAAGUUGAAGGCCUUUCUCUCUCUUUUAUUUUGUUCUGUGGUUUUGUAGGGUUAAAAAAAAGAAGAGAAAAAAAGUGCAAAUGUUCUUCUUGCACCAUGCGCUGCUCCGCGUUAACAUUCAGAAACAUUCCUCUUCCCUAGGAGUGUACACAGCUACUUAUCAAGGCCAGAAGAUACAAACCAAGGUGAUGUAUAUAUGUUCUUCCAUCCUGUAAAAGCGUAUCAUGAAUUUCAGACCACCAGAUAAGACAUAUCAACACCGAGAUCACACGGAUGAACUGAAAAAAAAAACUUCUCUACAUGUGUUUGCUUUGAUAAUAAAUGGGAAAAAAUAGUGUAAAAGAGUAGGGUUAAAUGCACCAUUUAGGACACUGUAACUUCAAAGAAAACAGUUGCAUCAAAAUUGCUUAUGUUCGCUUCCUCUUCAACAGUGCUUCCCUCAGAGUUUUUUUUUUUUUUCAAGUGGAGACCUUUUAACCAGAUAACAGUAGGGUUCUCAGACCAGUUCAGAUGGCUUUGAAGAGCUUUGCGUUGCAUCAGGAGCCUCACAAACCAGAAUCUCUUUCAUAACUGGAAGUUAAUGUAACCAUAUGCAUCCCUGCACUAAGACACUUACUUAGGUAUAUUCUAUCUUGGUGACAGAUUACCCUGGAAAAGAAACCUGUCUAAUAUGUAAUAUAAAUAUGAUACGCAGCCGUUUCAGUGCUCCAGUUGCUAAACGUUUAAGCUAAAAAUGAACAUUUACAGUCGAGGCUCUAAUGUAUUUUAUGUAAUUCAAAGUUACAAUGAAAUAAUUAUUUUGUUUGUUCCUAAGCUGUGAAGAACGAAGAUUAGCAGCUAGUGGACUAAAAAGUGUGUGAACACCUUAAAACACACCAGACGGACCACAAACUGACGUAUUCCCCAAGUGAUAAUUCAAUGUCACAGCUGUUCUACAGCUUGAACUGAAAGUGUGACUUUCACAUUUGGUGCGACUGGUGUUUCAGCUACUUAAGUUUAAAGGAUUCAGUCACACAUUCGUCUCUUUGGGAUUUUAUAUUUGAGCAGCAGUCCUUCCAGUCUAAGGCUUUGUCACACGGACAAAUCCUAAAGAAGCAUUGGCAAGAAGUCGAAGUCGUUUCCUCGUUAUUGUGAGGCAGUUGCUGCAUGCGAGCCGGCUGUUAGUUCGUGCUUGUUACAUGCUACCUUAAACAAUCAAUUCACAGAGAAAUCAAGGGUGAGCUCUCUAUGUUUUUUUUACUUCGGACCAUUAGCACAAGUUGUAUGCUAAUGUGCAAGUUGUCCAGUCUUUAGCCUUUUGACUUCUUCCUUUGUCCAUAUUGUCAGGGAGUUAAGGAUUUUUCCCAGAUAUAAUUACCAGACCUGUACCAAGCCAGAUGCCACCAAACCAAACACAUAUUGCUGCUGUCAAGUAAAAGCUCUAAAACAAAGAAUAAUAGAACAAGACACGGACCCUUUAAAAGCCCAGUGUACAUUCGAAUCUCUAAUCUGAAUGCUAGCCUCUCACACCAACACACCAUGUUUUUAUCUGACAGCACAAAUGUGCGUCUGGAUUGGAUGACAACGUACUGUAUGUUCUUAAAUACUUGAACCACUGAUCUGCACAGGGUAACAUAACAUACAGAGAGACUGACCAAAGCUUUAUGCAUCCGCAACCCGAGCACAGCUCUGUGAUAAGAGACUUUUCUUUGCCGUUUUCACUUAUUCCACAAGAAACUUUUAGUGCUCAGUUUUAGUGAUUUAAAAGCAGCCUCCGUCUUUAUCCUUGAUGAAUGAGGCAAUGCUACUUCCAUGUACAGGCAUUCAUUAACACAUUUUGUUCAAAUUGAAUGAAUGAAACAUUCUGAGGAUGUGGACUCUUACAUUGAUGUUUGACUGGUGUUCACUUGCUCAGUUGAAGACUUGUAAAAAAUGAUUUUUGUGAUACUGAAGAAGAAGCUGUUGUUAGUGCCCCUAGGAUCAUUUUGUAGGGAGUAAAAAAAGAAAAAAAAAAUAGAGAUGGUGAGAUAAGGCCCAUUUGGUUUUUGAUGCUUUUGUUUCUUAGUUUUGUGCUUCUUGUUUUCUGCUACAGCACUUGUUGAGAUAAAAGAUGAAAAGACUCAGGCAAGGCAGAGGAAGUGCUUUGAAGGCCACGGUACCGCUUCAUUGUCCAUUCCAUCACAUCUGGGUUGUUUUUUUCCCUCUUUUCAUGUAGAAAAACACAGUCAAAAAGGAGGGUGGAGUGGGAAAAGAAAAGAAGUGGUGAAAGAGAUUCUCCUGGCGAUUGACAGACACAUAGGUUUUUGCUGUGCCUUGUCAGCCUCUACCCACAUGGAAAAUGAUAUGCUUUUUUCCAUGUACAUGAUUCCUAUUUUGUUCAAAGUCCAUGUCAGAAAUUGACAAACAAAUACAAUAUAUGUAAAUAUAUAUGUCCUUUUAAAUGUGAGAUUACUAGACUGAUACCAGUCAUGUGUUACAUCUAGCCUAGCUUAUCCUAAAGUAGCCAAGAGCUAACCAGGCAUGAUAACUCCCUCAAAGAUGGCUAUGUAAAAAACUGCAUCCAUUUAAUUGGAGACAGUGUAAAAAUAAUGUGCUAUCUAAGGGUAUGUGUUAUGGGGGGAGUGUAUCCUGCAAACAGUGAAUGUAAUUAAGAAGAUUUGAUACAAAAAUCCCUCUAAAAUGAUAAAUUACAUCUCUUUUGUUGAUGUAUAUUAUUAGGGUUGCUUUAUUUUGAUUGAGGCUAUUGUUUGUUUUCAUGCUAAUAUUAAGACAAGAUUAAAGUAAGCUAAUUACAUGAAAUGUCUGUAGGCAGCUUUUAGCCUGAGAUUGCUAUUUAAAGUCUUUUUCUCAAAGUAAUGGACUAAAUGUGCUUAUUUGCUUUCUUGGUUUUUCUCACUUUAAGGAGAGAAUUAUUACAACUUUGAUAUUACUUUUUUGUAUGAGAAGUCAGAGCUAGCAGAUGGUUAGCUUAGUUUAGCACAGAGCCCUGAAGAGAUAAGAUAAAACAAACAGUUAGCCUAGCUAGCCAAUUAGAAUAUAAACAGCUUGAUGAAGAUUUUGUUCAAAUAUUAUUUCAAACAACAGCACUAAACGUGAUUAGUAAUUAACAAAGCUUUGCAGACACACCAGAACUUACACAUUAAUGUUUUAUGGCUCUUGUGCAUGGAUGUAAGAUAUAGAUGGCAUAAUAGCAGCCCCUACAAAAUUAGCCAUCGUCUGGGCCUAUAAAAAAAACAACAACUUGUGGCUAUACCCAUAGUCUAACCAGAAGUCAGCUAUUUUGAAUUUGCUUGUGUACAGAUUUGAAGAUGAAAUUGCUUCCAGCUUCACAUGACGGUCUGUCUUAACUAAAGAUGAUAAAAAGCAAAGCUUCAGAGUUUUAUUGAAAGGUUUUUCCAACUUUUAAUGUUCAUUAAGUUCAUGUUUCAUUUUGAAUGUAGAUUGCAUUUCAUGAAAAACAUCAUCCAAUUUGACAAAAUAUUUACAACAACAUGACAUAUAAUUAGUGGAUUUUGAUAGCCAAGAAUGGGUAUCUGUUCAUUAUUAAUAGUCCAGGCAUAAAAGCCAGUGUAAAGGACCUUGAUUUAAAGAUGCAAGGAUUAUAGCGCACUAGAUGUUUCCCCUUCUUUAUGCUAAAGUUAAGAUUGGUAUAAAAUACACGAGAGUGGUAUCAAUCUUCUAAUCUAACACUGUUAUUUUAUUGAGUAAAGAAUAGCGCCUUUUUUAAAAAAAAAUCUAAAAUAAAAUCCAGGAACCAAUUUCAUUUCUUGUACUUUCUAAGCCAUUUUAUGAAAAUAUGUCAAAUGUAUCUAUUUGCCCACAUGGGUUGCACCCUCCAUUGGACGAAACAUCGCCACACAACAUUUAAACUUGCCCUCAUCUGCCAUUUCUAACCCCCAACCCCAACAGCAGCACUCGUGGGUUUUUCACCCCAGCAGUUCCAGCUUCCUCGCCUGCUGAGUUCACUUUGAUUAAAGUACAUCUGAGAGACGGAGCAGAGGACAUAAAAUAACUUCACACACAGAUUAAAGAGGAGAGAGGUAGAAAGAAAAAAAUACCUUAAAGAGUUUUAAUACUUUAUGAAUUCUGAUACCUUUUUAAGAGUUUCAGACUUGAAGCUGCUGUGACAGGUUUUGGCUGUUUCACGCCCGUGUAAAUAUCCUGCUCUUUCCUAUUUUGCAGAUUUAUUACGUGUAAAUAGACACGCAUCAAGGAGAGAUU
Messenger RNA from Pelmatolapia mariae (spotted tilapia), 12142 nucleotides. RefSeq names its product plexin-A1-like. Gene Ontology annotation, molecular function: protein binding; semaphorin receptor activity. Gene Ontology annotation, biological process: semaphorin-plexin signaling pathway involved in axon guidance; regulation of cell shape; regulation of GTPase activity. The transcript has 33 exons. Gene Ontology annotation, cellular component: plasma membrane; semaphorin receptor complex. Lineage: Eukaryota; Metazoa; Chordata; Actinopteri; Cichliformes; Cichlidae. The record is from RefSeq and is a predicted model, not a curated record. The coding region runs from base 375 to 6071 and encodes 1898 amino acids.